UCUCCUGGCAACUCGGUGUAAAUAGUCCUCUAUGUUUGGCUUUACAACUCACAGUCAGACUGACAAAAUGAAUAAAAACUUGUCGUCGGGCUGACACAUUUCGAUAUCGUGCUCUUUCAUUUUGUCGAAGCAGCAUUUUGGAACGCGACUGGCCAUUAUUUUCGGGUACAAGGAUUUUAAACAAGGGGUAGAUCCUGCUUAAUUGCCAACCUUUGCUAAUACAAGCUAGUGCUCGCUAAAGUACUGUACCUAACUUAGCCUCUGUACUGUAGCUACUAGUAGCGGCUAACCAGCACAGUUGAUCUGGAAUAAACCUGCCAAUGGGACUGUUUGACAAACUAGCGGGAUGGCUCGGUUUAAAGAAGAAGGAGGUGAACGUGUUGUGUCUGGGACUGGACAACAGUGGGAAAACAACCAUCAUCAAUCAACUCAAACCAUCCAAUGCCCAGGCACAAGACAUUGUCCCAACCAUUGGCUUCAGUAUAGAGAAGUUCAAGACUUCAAGUCUCUCCUUCACAGUGUUUGACAUGUCAGGCCAAGGCAGAUACAGGAACCUGUGGGAGCACUACUACAAGGAGGGUCAAGCCAUCAUAUUUGUCAUCGACAGCAGUGACAAGUUGAGAAUGGUGGUGGCCAAGGAAGAGUUGGAUACACUCUUUAACCAUCCAGACAUAAAGCACAGACGGAUACCCAUCCUGUUCUUUGCCAACAAGAUGGAUGUUCGAGAUGCCCUGUCUUCAGUCAAAGUCUCCCAGCUACUGUGUCUGGAAAACAUCAAAGACAAACCCUGGCACAUCUGCGCCAGCGAUGCUGUCAAAGGAGAGGGUUUACAAGAAGGAGUGGACUGGCUACAAGAUCAGAUCAGAACGAUGAGAACAUGAGGGCAUAGAGGACCUCCUGGGGGAAACACACGGUAACCACCACAACGGUAACCACCACAACGGUAACCACCACAACGGCGAAGUCCCACCACAGCGGAAACCCUCACCCCACUUCCCAUACACACACGCUUGCCAUCUCUCUCUUCAAACCCACACGUUGAAGCCAGACAGACACUUCCCCAUUUUCCAUCAGCAGUGUUUGUGAAGCUGGCCUUAGAAGCAGCUGUUAGGAACACCUCGUUAGGUGAGCAGAUGUAGAAGGAGGUGCUAGGGUGUGACUUCUGCAGCUAACAGAAGAUAUUCUGUCUUAAUACUUGGCAGUUUGUUUUUUGGAGGGGAAAAAGUUUACCUCCAAAAAUGACAGAACAUUCAAUAUGAAUGAUAUGCUUUCAGUUGAUCUUUUCGCAAUAACUACUAAAUAAUUGUAUAAUAAAGUGUCUGGUGAGAUGUAUAUAGAGGUAUCAGAUAUAGGUAUGAUGCCUUAUCUAUUACCAAUCAGGUGAGACAAAUAUGCUGGUUUUCAUUUCAAAUCAUUAUAUUGCUAAUGGAAGGCCGUACAUGCCUCCCUGUAGUUCACAUGUGAAGUAACAUUAUGUUUAGGACUUUUCAUUAAUACAGUUGGACCAAGCAAUGCUAGUAUGUCAUCUCAAGUGUCAUCCCAAAUGUACCAGUCUGUUUGUAACCUGCAUUUAUGAUAUGAUGCUUGAUUUUUAUAAUAGCAGGUAUUUUCUUGUGGGUUAAAGAAGGUUUUUGUAUUAAAAUUCAUCCAUUCUGUUUUAUGAUUGUAUAAUUGAAUAUAAAACUGUUCUCGUCAAGGCACAGUACAUUCUGGUGCUCAGGUGAUAUCAAGUCUUGAUGGAACGUCUCAGUACUUUCCCAUUCUUCAUUGUAAAGUAAAGGUGAUAAUGAAGUGUCUGGAUUGUUUGUAGUAUUCAAAGCAUCCACAGUUAUUGUAUAGUGUGUACUAUUAAGGCUACAUAUGCUGUAGAGAAUUUGUAUUCAAAUGUUGUUGAUAAUGUACACAUUGCAACGUAUACAUGCUUGGGCAAAAUAAAUGAGUAUGAUU
Molecule: messenger RNA, 1947 nt
Organism: Osmerus eperlanus (European smelt)
Lineage: Eukaryota; Metazoa; Chordata; Actinopteri; Osmeriformes; Osmeridae
Gene: arl6
Product: ADP-ribosylation factor-like 6
Exons: 8
Coding region: 321-881 (186 amino acids)
Biological process (GO): protein localization to cilium; cilium assembly; intracellular protein transport
Cellular component (GO): cytoplasm; axoneme
Molecular function (GO): GTP binding; GTPase activity
Source: RefSeq, a predicted model, not a curated record